Molecule: messenger RNA, 1293 nt
Organism: Capronia epimyces CBS 606.96
Lineage: Eukaryota; Fungi; Ascomycota; Eurotiomycetes; Chaetothyriales; Herpotrichiellaceae
Exons: 1
Coding region: 1-1293 (430 amino acids)
Source: RefSeq, a predicted model, not a curated record
AUGGCAGCAAUCUCGCCGCUUCGUCCUUCCACCCCGUCGCAGUCCAGCAUGCAGGCGCCUCAGCUGUCGCCUCAUCGAUACCCCGCUGUUUUUGAGCCAGGCUCAUACCAGUCGGGGCAUCGGAACCUCGACGUCUUCUCUCCGGUGGAUCAGAAUGGGAGUUUCUGUUUCGACCGGGUGAUCAAACGCGGCAGAGUGAAUCGAAGAAUAAAGAACAAGGGAGCUUGGAAACCCUCAUGGAAGCCUGCCUACCUCGUGCUACGCCCAAAUCUACUGUCCGUCUAUCAAAAUGCCGACGAAACAGAUCUGAAAGCGUCAAUAACCCUCUCCGAGGUCAACGCCGUGGCGCCCGUCCGAAAAGCGCAUACCGAAAAUGUCUUUGGGGUCUUCUCACCAUCUAAGAAUUACCAUUUUCAGGGCAUAUCAGCGGUGGACACGACAGAUUGGAUUAAGCAUAUUCGUCUGGAGGCCCGGACAGAAGAGGAGGACGACUUUGAUCUCCUCACACCGCAGUUCUCCCAGAGAUAUACUGAUAUGUCAAACACAUACGAAUCGACGGACUUGUCGGCGGACGAUGUGGCCAAUACUCCUCGAUCACCGGAACGUACUUCCGCAGCCGUCCAGUCCAGACCAAGAAAGGGCUCGCAGUUAGCUCAACCGCACCAAAGGCGUGCCUCAACCCUUCAAGAAUACUCUGGAAAUGAACAAUUCACAACCUCACAUUCUGAUUUUUCGGACUCUCUGGGGAGCUCCCUACCAAGAACCUCUGGGCUUCCGCUUCAUAGACCACCACUUUUGACGCCCAUUGCAUCAUCUCAGCAACUCAACGGCCCGAGUGAUCCGAAAAUGUCGACUCAUUUGCCGCCUCAUGGUAUGCCGUACCAUGAUCCAACAUCUGACCUCGAGCGUGUCAUCCGUCAUGGAUACUUGCAGGUCCUGAAGUCGUACAAGACAGGUGUCAAAGGUUGGAAAUGGAUUUGGCUCGUCCUCCGUCCUCGAACUCUUGCCUUCUACAAGGACGACCAAGAGUAUUCAGCCCUCAAAAUUUUUCCAAUGGAUUCCAUCAUCAAUGCAGCAGAAAUCGAUCCACUCAGUAAGUCCAAAAAGUACUGUUUCCAAAUAAUUAUGGACGAUAAACCGUACCGACUUUGUGCAUUGAGUGAGGAUGAUCUGGCCAAAUGGUUGGGUGCUUUGAAGAGUGUGUUGAGCAAACGCCACGAGGCGGAGAAAGCUUUAGCAAAAGGCAAGGAGAAGGACAUGGUGGACGCAACUACUGCAUUAUCACUGCGAUAA